Molecule: messenger RNA, 539 nt
Organism: Leptopilina heterotoma
Lineage: Eukaryota; Metazoa; Arthropoda; Insecta; Hymenoptera; Figitidae
Product: U6 snRNA-associated Sm-like protein LSm6
Exons: 3
Coding region: 227-466 (79 amino acids)
Biological process (GO): mRNA splicing, via spliceosome; maturation of SSU-rRNA
Cellular component (GO): P-body; sno(s)RNA-containing ribonucleoprotein complex; nucleolus
Molecular function (GO): RNA binding
Source: RefSeq, a predicted model, not a curated record
UCAAUGUCAGUAGUUUCUUGAAAAUGUGCCUUGAAAUCAUGAUGCACAGUGUGAUAGUGUGAUUGUGAUAUUUUGUUAUUGUUGUUGUUGUGUGUUUUCUAUUGACGGUCAGACGGUAUAUUGACAAGUUUUACUUUAGUAAAAUUGGUAAAAUUUAACGAAUUUAACUUAGCAUUUUCAAGUAAAAUAUUAUUUUUCGAGAAAAAGUUCCACUUAAUAAACAAAGAUGAGUCGUAAAGAAGCAUUAACACAAUUUAUUCAACAAAUUCAUGGUCGUCCGGUGGUGGUCAAACUUAAUAGCGGUGUCGAUUACAGAGGUGUCCUCGCCUGCCUUGAUGGGUACAUGAACAUUGCUUUGGAACAAACCGAGGAAUACGUUAAUGGACAAUUAAAAGAUAAAUAUGGAGAUGCAUUCAUUCGGGGAAAUAAUGUUUUGUAUAUAAGCACACAAAAACGUAGAACAUAGUUUUUUUUUCUUUAUUGAAUAUAAGAAUUAAAAUGUAAGUAUUUUUUUGGAAUACAAGAACUUUCUGUAUAAA